AUGCGAAAGCUUACUAUCGUUUUGUUAUUAUUCUCAUUAUGCGGGAUUCUCGUUUGUGAUGAUGGUGACUGUGCGUUAUUUACAAACAAAAUUUAUCAAGUAAAAACUCGCUUUUAUACAUAUGCACCAUUUUAUUUUCUCAUGUUAUUUUUACCUGAUGGAAUUGUUUAUGAAAUCAGUAACAUAGCCAAUGGUUUAAAUGCUGACACACUUGGUCAAAAUUUACAAUUUGCUCCUCAUGUUGGCUUUUAUGAAUGUUUGAAUUCAACAACUGUUCAUUUGACUGAUUUUGGUUAUAUUUUCAAAAGUAAUGAAGUCGAAGUUUUAACUAGUAACGGCCAUUUCGCAUUUCAUGAUUAUUUUUUCAAUUUCGAAAGUGGGACAAAUCAAAAUUGUAUUGGCACACUUCGGUACAAAUUUUACGAAACGGGAACAAAUCCGUUCGAUAUCACAAAUCUUCCAGUAUUCACUAGUGCACCUGGCCAAGUGACAUGCAGUUUAGUGAGCACUGAUGACUGA
Messenger RNA from Adineta ricciae, 519 nucleotides. The record is from the annotation of a GenBank genome assembly. Lineage: Eukaryota; Metazoa; Rotifera; Eurotatoria; Adinetida; Adinetidae.